This is a messenger RNA of Ophidiomyces ophidiicola, 1197 nucleotides long. RefSeq names its product subtilisin-like serine protease (gene SUB7). Gene Ontology annotation, molecular function: serine-type endopeptidase activity. The transcript is spliced from 4 exons. Gene Ontology annotation, biological process: proteolysis. The coding region runs from base 1 to 1197 and encodes 398 amino acids. NCBI's taxonomy places the organism in Eukaryota, Fungi, Ascomycota, Eurotiomycetes, Onygenales, Onygenaceae. The record is from RefSeq and is a predicted model, not a curated record.
AUGGUUUUCUUCAGCAAAGUCUUUCCCCUCGCCCUGGUGGCUCUCUCUGUUAAUGGAGCAGAGAUCCUUUCCGCCCCGGCUGGUGCCGAAGUCAUUAAAAACUCCUAUAUUGUCGUGAUGAAGGAUGAUGUCUCGAGUCAGGAUUUUGAUUCUCACCGUGACUGGGUUGCCAACAUCCACCACGAACGCCUUGCUCGCCGUGGCUCCACCGACGUCGGCGGAAUGCGCUUCACCUAUAAGUUUGACGGUGCGUUGAAAGCUUAUGCUGGUAGCUUCGACAAAGAGACCAUUCAAGAAAUUGCAAAACGACCCAAUGUUGCAUACAUUGAACGUGAUCAGGUCGUAACAGCCUCGGCGGUCGUUACUCAGCGAAAUGCCCCAUGGGGACUUGGCCGUGUCUCCAACAGGCGCCCUGGCGUUAGCGACUACCGCUAUGAUGACAGCGCAGGUCAAGGCGUCACUGCCUAUAUCGUCGACACUGGUAUUGAUGUCAAUCACCCCGACUUCCGUGGCCGUGCUACUUGGGGUACCAAUACCGUUGAUAGCAUUAACCGGGACUGCAAUGGUCACGGCACUCACUGCGCUGGUACUGUUGCCGGCACCACAUAUGGCAUCGCCAAGAAUGCUAGGCUUGUUGCCGUCAAGGUCCUUGAUUGCAAUGGCAGUGGAAGCACCUCCGCCAUCAUGAGAGGUUUGGAAUGGGCUGUUCAGCACGCUCGCAGCAACGGCGGAGCUGGAAGAGCCGUUAUGAACAUGAGUUUGGGUGGAUCGUUUUCUCAAGCGUCUAAUGCUGCCGCCGCAGCGGUUGUCAGGGCUGGAAUAUUCCUUGCUGUCGCCGCUGGCAACUCCAACCGAGAUACUCGUGGCUUUUCUCCGGCCUCUGAACCCACUGUUUGCACAAUUGCUGCUUCUAAUAUCCGCGACCAGAAGGCUUCAUUCUCAAACUGGGGUAGCCUCAUUGAUGUCUACGCUCCUGGCCAGGAUGUCCUAUCCGCCAGACCAGGAGGUGGCACUGCCACCCUAUCUGGUACCUCCAUGGCCGCUCCUCACGUCGCUGGUCUUGGUGCUUAUCUCAUGGGUCUCGGCGCCACUGGCGGUGGCCCUCUCUGCGACCGCAUUAAGCAAUUGUCCUACGGUGCUAUCUCCAACCCUGGAACCAGUACGACUAACCGCAUUAUCUUCAACGGUGUCCAGUAG